Plasmodium coatneyi is the source of this 1308-nucleotide messenger RNA. Its product is annotated as Nucleotide binding protein. Gene Ontology annotation, molecular function: iron-sulfur cluster binding; ATP-dependent FeS chaperone activity; ATP binding. NCBI's taxonomy places the organism in Eukaryota, Apicomplexa, Aconoidasida, Haemosporida, Plasmodiidae. The record is from RefSeq and is a predicted model, not a curated record. Gene Ontology annotation, biological process: iron-sulfur cluster assembly. The transcript has a single exon. Gene Ontology annotation, cellular component: cytosol. Bases 1 to 1308 code for a protein of 435 amino acids.
AUGUAUGCCUACACGAGGAGAAACGCCAUCCCCAUUCUGAUUGGGUCAUUGGCAGGAUUGACGAUAAGCUACCUAUUCGCCAACAGGAGGGAAGUGCGAAAAUGUUUGGCGUGCACGGUGGAGAGAGCCAUAGCCAAGUGGAAAAUGAGAAAAUGUGGCCGUCACGCGAAGGAUGGAAAAAAGCACCGCAGUAGUGAUGAACAACGUGGUGACGGGCAAGACAUCCCAGAAGGGUGCCCAGGCAUGGAGAACGAACAAGCAGGGAAGUCGAAAAUCUGCGAGGGGUGCCCAAACCAAAGAAUUUGCAACGAUCCAGAAUUGAAGAAAGAAAAGGAGAAGGAAAAAAAUCAAAUUUUUAAUCAAGUCCAAGAAAAUUUAAAAAAUGUAAAAUAUAAAAUUUUGGUAUUAUCUGGAAAAGGAGGGGUAGGAAAGUCUACAGUAGCAACUCAGUUAGCCUUUUCAUUAUCCUACCUGAACUACGAUGUAGGUCUCCUCGACAUUGAUAUAUGUGGACCGUCCAUCCCAGUCCUAACGCAAACAGUGAACUGUGACGUUAACUAUAGCAUGAACGGAUGGGUUCCCAUUUAUAAAAAUAAUUUGUCUAUCAUGUCUGUGGGAUAUUUACUGCCCAAUUUUGAUGACCCAGUUAUUUGGAGGGGUCCCAAAAAAAAUGGACUAAUUAAACAGUUCUUGUGUGAUGUCUACUGGAAGAGUUUGGACUUUUUAAUUAUAGACACACCACCAGGAACGAGCGAUGAACACCUUACCAUUUGCUCCUAUUUAAAAAAUAAUUUAAAUGGGUGCAUAAUAGUUACCACGCCACAUAUCCUAUCCAUUUGUGACGUUAAGAAGGAGAUCGAAUUUUGCAAAAAAACCAACAUCCCCAUUUUAGGAAUAGUAGAAAAUAUGUACCAAUCCGUUUUUGUUUCCAACUACACGGUCGAUAAAAUGUGUGCAGAGAUGAAUGUAGACUAUGCUGGUAGGAUCACCUUCAAUCAGGAGCUCAUUAAUGCAUGUCAACAUGGGGUUGGUUGCUGUGAUCUGGAUGCUUACAGUUCAUCCUCCAAAGAAAUUUUUCAACUGUGCAAAUUUUUCGUCCAGAAGAUUUUACAAAAUUGUGAGAAUAUGGCGAACUCCCCGGGUGAGAACACUCAACUGGCUCAUUCGAAAAACCUUGGUAAUUCCAAUGAUGAAGAGGAGACUCUACAGCAGAAUGGAAAAUCCGACCAGUCGAACAGUUCGCAAGUGCAGAUGCUUCGCCAGUUAUUAAAUCAAAUUAGCCAACUGGUUGGGGAAAACCCGGAAUGA